Messenger RNA from Grammomys surdaster, 7131 nucleotides. It is a transcript of the gene Ltn1, whose product is annotated as listerin E3 ubiquitin protein ligase 1. Lineage: Eukaryota; Metazoa; Chordata; Mammalia; Rodentia; Muridae. Gene Ontology annotation, cellular component: cytosol; RQC complex. The record is from RefSeq and is a predicted model, not a curated record. The transcript is spliced from 30 exons. Gene Ontology annotation, molecular function: ubiquitin protein ligase activity; zinc ion binding; ribosomal large subunit binding. Gene Ontology annotation, biological process: ribosome-associated ubiquitin-dependent protein catabolic process; rescue of stalled cytosolic ribosome. Bases 41 to 5434 code for a protein of 1797 amino acids.
GAAAUCGAAAGGCUGGGAGGGCGAGGGGGAAGUGGCUACAAUGAGUCCCCUUCCGGCGCGAGGGACCGGAAGUUGUGGCCCGGCCGUGUCAACUUCGGCUCUGCAGAGUGAGAACCCUGCCGCCACCGCCACCAUGGGCGGGAAGAAUAAGCAGCGGACCAAGGGGAACCUGAGGCCUUCAAACAGCGGCCGAGCUGCAGAACUCCUUGCCAAAGAGCAGGGAACAGUCCCUGGAUUUAUUGGUUUUGGAACAUCUCACAGUGACCUGGGCUAUGUUCCUGCUAUUCAAGGAGCGGAAGACAUAGACAGUCUUGUGGAUUCUGAUUUCCGAAUGGUGCUUCGGAAACUUUCCAAAAAAGAUGUUACGACAAAAUUAAAGGCAAUGCAAGAAUUUGGAACUAUGUGCACAGAGAGAGACACAGAAGCUGUAAAGGGGGUUCUUCCGUACUGGCCAAGAAUCUUCUGCAAAAUCUCCCUUGAUCAUGAUCGUCGGGUUCGAGAAGCGACACAGCAAGCUUUUGAAAAACUUAUCCUUAAAGUAAAGAAGCACUUAGCUCCAUAUUUAAAAAGUGUAAUGGGAUAUUGGCUAAUGGCUCAGUGUGAUACAUAUCCACCAGCUGCACUGGCGGCAAAAGAUGCAUUCGAAGCUGCUUUCCCUCCAAGCAAGCAACCUGAAGCCAUAGCGUUUUGUAAGGAAGAAAUUACAAGUGUACUGCAGGAUCAUCUUCUGAAAGAAACUCCUGAUACACUUAGUGACCCUCAAACAGUUCCAGAGGAAGAGAGAGAGGCUAAAUUCCAUCGAGUUGUAACAUGCUCUCUAUUGGCACUAAAGAGAUUGCUUUGCUUCUUACCUAACAAUGAGCUUGAUUCUCUGGAGGAGAAAUUUAAAUCACUUUUAUCACAGAAUAAGUUUUGGAAGUAUGGAAAACACAGUAUACCUCAGGUCCGCUCAGCGUAUUUUGAGUUAGUUUCUGCUUUGUGCCAGCAUGUGCCCCAGGUGAUGAAAGAGGAAGCUGCCAAAGUGAGCCCAUCUGUCCUGCUCAGCAUUGAUGACAGUGACCCUGUGGUCUGCCCAGCUCUCUGGGAAGCUGUGCUCUACACACUGACAACUGUUGAGGACUGCUGGUUCCAUGUAAAUGCCAAAAAAAGUGUGUUUCCCAAGCUGACGGCCAUGAUCCGUGAGGGUGGCCGGGGCCUAGCUGCUGUUAUAUAUCCUUAUCUUUUACCGUUCAUCAGCAAACUUCCUCAGUGCAUCACAGAGCCGAAGCUGGACUUCUUCAAAAACUUUCUCACCUCUCUAGUUACUGGGCUGUCAACAGAGAGGACCAAAUCGAGCUCUUCUGAGUGCUCAGCUGUCGUGUCAGCAUUUUUUGAAUGCUUACGGUUUAUAAUGCAACAGAACUUAGGCGAGGAGGCGAUGGUGCAGAUGCUUAUCAAUGAGCAGUUGAUCCCAUUUAUUGAUACAGUUCUCAAAGACUCAGGAUUGCAACAUGGGCCACUGUUUAACCAUUUAGCAGACACAUUAAGUUCUUGGGAAGCCAAAGCAGAUGUAGAACAAGAUGCUGAAACUGUUAACAACCUGGAGAAUGUUCUGCUAAAUUUCUGGGAAAGACUGUCAGAGAUCUGCAUUGAGAAAAUCAGUGAGCCAGAAGCAGAUGUGAAGUCUGUUUUGGGUGUGUCUAACCUAGUAGGGGUCCUUCAGAAUCCAAAGAGCUCACUGAAGUCAAACAGAAAGAAAAAUGGUAAGGUCAGGUUUGCCAUCGAUACACCUGAAACUCCUAAGGAGAAUGAGAAAUGUGUGUCUUCAGAAGGAGAGAACAGCGAAGGCUCUGAAGGAGGGACUGAAUCUUCUCUCAGUUAUAAAUCUUCAGACCUAGUAUCUCCUUUAAGGAAAAAACCUCUGGAAGACUUAGUCUGUAAACUGGCAGAGGUGAGCAUUAGCUUUGUCAACGAGCAGAAGUCAGAGCAACACCUGCAGUUUCUCUCUACGCUGCUUGAUUCCUUCUCCUCAGGCCGAGUAUUUAAGAUUCUCCUUAGUGACAAACAGGAGGAUGUUGUCAAAGCCAAACCUCUGGAAAUAACCAAACUUGCAGAAAAAAAUCCUGCAGUUCAGUUCUUAUAUCACAAAUUGAUAGGCUGGCUAAAUGACAGCCAGAAGGAGGACGGAGGCUUCUUGGUGGACAUCUUGUAUAGUGCCCUCCGAUGCUGUGAUAGUGGUGUGGAAAGGAAAGAAGUCUUGGAUGAUCUAACCAAGGAGGACUUGAACUGGAGUUCUCUUCUUCAGGUCAUUGAAAAGGCAUGUUCUAGUUCAGAUAAACAUGCUUUAGUAACUCCUUGGCUAAAAGGCAGUAUUCUUGGAGAAAAAUUGGUUGCCUUGGCAGACUGUCUUUGUGGUAAGGACCUGGAAUCCACAAUAUCUUCCGAAUCUCACUCAUCAGAACAGUGGAGUCUGCUAAGACUGACAUUAUCCCAGCGUGUUAAAAACGAUUACUUGAUUGGAGAAGUAUAUGUUGGAAGAAUUAUUGUUAAACUUCAUGAAACUUUAUCUAAAACAAAGGACUUCUCAGAAGUGGCAAACAGUGACUCUGCAGUGUCUUUUGUCUGUGAUGUGGUCCAUAGCUUCUUCAGCUCAGCAGGAGGCGGCUUGCUAAUGCCACCCUCUGAAGACUUGUUAUUAACUCUCUUUCAGUUAUGCGCUCAGAGCAAAGAACGAACACACUUGCCAGAUUUUCUGAUCUGUAAACUGAAGAAUACUUUGCUUUCUGGCGUAAACUUAUUGGUCCAUCAAACUGCAAGUUCAUAUGAGCAGAGCACCUUCCUACGUUUGUCUGUUCUGUGGCUGAAGGACCAGGUUCAGUCUUCAGCUUUGGAUAACACAAGUCUUCAGGUCCUCUUGUCGGCUGCUGGAGAUUUGCUGAGUGCUCUUGUAGAGAGUGAGAACACCUCUCUUCUUGGAGUUUAUAUUGGAAGUGUAAUGCCCAGUGACAGUGAGUGGGAAAAGAUGAGGCAGGCUCUUCCUGUUCAGUGGCUACACAGACCUCUUUUAGAGGGAAGGCUGAGUUUAAAUUAUGAAUGCUUCAAGACCGACUUUAAGGAACAAGAUGCAAAGACUCUUCCCAACCAUUUGUGUACUUCAUCAUUAUUGAGCAAAAUGAUCUUAACUGCACGGACAAAGAAAAUAGCCCUAGGAAACAAUGUCCUUGAGAAAAUAAUUGCAGAGCUGCUGUAUUCACUGCAGUGGUGUGAAGAGCUCGACAAUCCGCCAUCGUUUCUAAGUGGAUUUUGUGGAAUGCUUCAAAAAAUGAAUAUAACUUACAGCAACUUAUCUGUACUUGGUGAUACUUCCAGCCUCUUGCAGCUGUUAUUUGACAGAUCUAGAAAAAAUGGCACACUUUGGUCUCUUAUUAUUGCUAAGUUGAUCCUUUCCCGAAGUAUUUCAUCUGAUGAAGUAAAACCAUAUUAUAAAAGAAAAGAAAGUUUCUUCCCUCUAACAGAAGGUAAUUUGCAUACCAUUCAAAGUCUCUGUCCGUUUUUGUCUAAAGAAGAAAAGAAGGAAUUUAGUGCUCAAUGUAUACCUGCUUUUUUGGGUUGGACUAAAGAAGACCUUUGCAGUAUUAAUGGAGCUUUUGGACAUCUUGCCAUUUUCAAUUCUUGCCUGCAAACCAGAAGUGUAGAUGACAAACAGCUAUUGCAUGGUAUAUUAAAAAUUAUAACAAGCUGGAGGAAACAGCAUGAGGAUAUUUUUCUUUUCAGUUGUAACCUAUCGGAAGCAAGUCCAGAGGUCCUUGGUUUAAAUAUAGAAAUCAUGCGGUUCCUUUCCUUAUUUCUGAAGUACUGCUCGUACCCGCUGGCAGAGAGUGAAUGGGAUUUCAUCAUGUGUUCCAUGUUGGCUUGGUUGGAGACAACCAGUGAGAACCAGGCAUUGUAUUCUGUUCCACUUGUGCAGCUGUUUGCCUGUGUCAGCUUUGAUUUGGCCUGUGAUCUCAGUGCCUUUUUUGAUUCAGUAACUCCAGAUACUGUUGACAAUCUUCCUGUAAAUCUAAUCAGUGAGUGGAAAGAAUUUUUUUCUAAAGGCAUCCACAGUUUGCUAUUACCUCUUUUGGUAAAUGCUAUAGGAGAAAACAAAGACCUAUCUGAAACAUCCUUUCAGAAUGCAAUGCUGAAACCCAUGUGUGAAACACUAACAUACAUCUCCAAGGACCAGCUGCUGAGUCACAAGCUCCCUGCGAGAUUGGUUGGCAGCCAGAAAACAAACUUGCCAGAGCACCUGCAGACUCUGCUAAAUACUUUGACCCCACUGCUCCUCUUCAGAGCCAGACCUGUGCAAAUUGCUGCUUACCACAUGCUCUACAAACUGAUGCCUGAAUUGCCGCAGCAUGAUCAGGAUAAUCUGAGGUCAUAUGGAGAUGAAGAGGAAGAACCAGCCUUGUCGCCGCCGACCGCGCUGAUGUCUCUUCUCAGCACGCAGGAGGAGUUGCUGGAGAAUGUCUUGGGCUGUGUUCCUGUGGGGCAGAUAGUUACCAUUAAGCCGCUGAGUGAGGACUUCUGCUACGUUCUGGGAUACCUCCUUACUUGGAAGUUAAUCCUUACUUUCUUCAAAGCUGCUUCGUCUCAGCUUCGUGCUCUGUAUUCAAUGUACCUUCGGAAAACAAAGAGUCUGAACAAAUUGCUCUAUCAUCUCUUCAGACUAAUGCCAGAAAACCCUACUUAUGGAGAGACAGCUAUUGAGGUAUCAAAUAAAGACCCCAAAACCUUCUUCACCGAGGAGGUUCAGCUGAGUAUUAGAGAAACAGCAACUCUUCCAUAUCAUAUCCCACACCUGGCAUGCUCGGUCUAUCAUAUGACUUUAAAAGACUUGCCUGCCAUGGUUAGGCUAUGGUGGAAUAGCAGUGAGAAGCGUGUCUUCAAUAUUGUAGAUAGAUUUACGAGCAAGUAUGUCAGCAGUGUUCUUUCUUUUCAAGAAAUAUCUUCUGUGCAAACAAGUACACAGCUAUUCAAUGGCAUGACGGUUAAGGCGCGAGCUACUACUCGAGAAGUGAUGGCUACUUACACCAUCGAAGACAUUGUCAUUGAACUCAUAAUACAGUUGCCUUCCAAUUACCCACUGGGCUCAAUAACAGUGGAAAGUGGGAAGAGAAUCGGGGUGGCUGUGCAGCAGUGGCGGAACUGGAUGCUGCAGCUGAGCACGUACCUCACCCACCAGAAUGGAAGUAUCAUGGAAGGCUUAGCAUUGUGGAAGAAUAAUGUAGACAAACGGUUUGAGGGUGUUGAAGACUGUAUGAUCUGCUUCUCAGUUAUUCAUGGUUUCAACUAUUCUCUUCCCAAAAAAGCCUGUCGGACAUGCAAGAAAAAGUUCCACUCAGCUUGCUUGUACAAAUGGUUUACAUCUAGCAACAAGUCUACUUGUCCGCUCUGUCGUGAGACCUUUUUCUGAGGAUUUUUUCAUUGGAAGUUGUCCUUGCAGUAGGUCAAGCCAGAGGGAAUGGAUUUGGCUCCAUCUUGAAGUACUGACCUGAAGCCAGUGAGCAUGACAGAAAUGCCAUCUCUUGUCAGCGUGAUCCUCAAAUCAGGCUCACCUCUCUGUAGAUUGCUUUGUAAAUCUUCGGAAACUUUUUUCUUUUACAAGAGAAUAUUACAUAUUUGAGAGAAAAUAUUUAUAUUAAUGGCAUAAUUUCUUUGUAUAUUUAAAAUGAAAAUAAAUAUAUCUCUUCUCAAAAAUAUUCUAAAUUAUAGAACUGAAAUUUGUGAAAGCAUAAACUAUAUUAUAAACCCGUUCAGUUUGUUGGUCUGUGGUGUAGAACAGUCCAAGUAUAAGGCAGAUGAACCGAGAGCUGAUUUACGUCUGUAGGUAAAACUAAGACCUGUUUGUUAGUAAUGACAAACAAUAAUUAAAAUUACUCUGAUUUUUCAGUUUGUUUUAAUGAUAAAGUGACACUGAGCUAUUUUCAUCCUUAUCCAGAGCUGUUUGAAGCAUACUCUGAAAUUUCACAUGAAGAAGGAACUGAGUGAACUUAAGGGGCUCUGUCGAGAAUUGUGAAAUUUAUAACUUACAUCCUUGACACUAAUCUUUUGCUUGUGAAAGAAUUAUUUCCAUGUUAAUGAGAUUUGAAUUGUUAAUGUGUUGGUUGAAUCUGUUACUCAGUUUAGUCUACAGAGAGUGGAAAUCUGAAGUAAGGAGUUAUUUAAUAAUUUUGUGAAGUAAAAUGGUAGCAGUCUAUCAAGAAAGGAAUUAAUAAUACUAAAAUAUAAUCAUGUUUAGAGAAAACUAUUUAAAAAUCUUGUAGGAGACUGUAAAUUUUGUAAGCAAGGUUUGCUAUCCUUAUUAGCCAUAGUUACACCAAAUCAGGAAUUGGCAGAGCUAAUUAGGAAUGAAAGAUAUAAUACUAAGUAAAAAUUUUUUUGUUUUGUUUUUUUUUGUUUUGUUUUGAGAUAGGAUUUCACUAUAUAGCUCUGGGCUGGGCAGGAACUCACCCUGUAGACCAGACAAGCCUGGAACUCAAGAGAUCUCCCUGUCUCUGCUUCCCAAGUGCUGGGGUUAAAGUGCACCACCAAGCCUGGUGAAAUUACGUCUUAAUGGAUAGAAGUGUAUAAACACGUAAAAUCUGCCUUUGGUUACAGUACCCUUGCCUUUAAAAACUGUAUUCACAGUAUAAAGUGUGGAAGUUUGGAUCACAGUCUUCCAUUUCAUAUCUAGUAGUUAGGAUACAUAAAAGUUCAGCUCACCAUCUGUGUCUCAAAUGUUUAAUUAGAAGGGUGCAACUCAUGUCAAAUAAAAUUACUGCUUACCAUCAACUAGUCAAAAUGACUGUUAUUGAAAUAGUAUGAAACUGGUCAGGAUUACAGUCCAAAGUGAGAACUAUAUGUGGGUUACAAGUGCAGUAUCAGUUUGUCUGUCUUCUGUUUUUUUUCUGUGUAGUAUUUAUUAUCUUGCAGUCUUGAGGUUCAGAGAUGGAGUGAAGUGUAGAUAGCAAGAGAUAGCAAGACUCUACUACCUCUUAAUCCCUUACAACACUCUCUUACCUUUCUAUGUCUGCCUCUGACACAGUAGUCACAAGGAUUGUGUGAUGCCUCUGUGAAAAUUACUCUUUUCCUUUUAAAGUGGUUUUACAAUAAAAUUUUGUUCAUAACCUU